ACAAGUCAGCAGUACCGCUCCUUCUUUUAUAUUCGAUUUUACAGUUCAUUUAUAUUCCUUUUAACGCAAGUUUUCCAAAUCCAAAUCGCAGAACAAAAAAUGGAGUACAUACAUCUUGAAAAGCUUAAUCAACUAAAUUAUCGAUAUUGGGUUACUAUGGUACGUGCUUAUCUCGAAAAAGAAGAUUUAUGGGAUACUAUUGAGAGAUCCAAUCCGGCCGAGAAUACACUACUGAAGGAACGGCAAGCCAGAUUUAUUAUUCUGUUUCUCGUUGAACCGGGAAUUGUUCGUGAUAUUCCGUAUCAUAUAAAAAGUGCCAAGGAUAUGUGGACCUAUUUUUCGCAACGCUUCACCAGAAGAAAAUCUCGUCAAGUUUAAAUGUAUUGCUGAAAUAUGUGCUAUAUUGUUAAAAUAAAAUAAAUAAUUCAUAUAUAAUAUCUAGA
Messenger RNA from Anastrepha ludens (Mexican fruit fly), 443 nucleotides. RefSeq lists its product as uncharacterized. Lineage: Eukaryota; Metazoa; Arthropoda; Insecta; Diptera; Tephritidae. The transcript is spliced from 2 exons. The record is from RefSeq and is a predicted model, not a curated record. The coding region runs from base 100 to 378 and encodes 92 amino acids.